AUGUUGCUUAAACGCAACAUAAGAGAUGACGAGAUGAAUCAACGCGUUGGAGGAGAUGACAAAGAUGAUUAUGAUAGAUCUCCUUCGACGAAGUUGGAGAAGACGAGAAGCGUCUACGGCAAGAGCUUUGUUCAUAUCAACAUUAGAGACACUAAUGGACUAGCAAAUGAGAACACGGAGCUAAGACUUAGGUUACAAUCACUGGAACAACAAGCUCAGCUUCGCAAUGCUUUAAACGAAGCACUGAGGAAAGAAGUGGAAAGGAUGAAGAUUGAAACAGGUGAAGUCUCUGGUGAUUCAGAUUCGUUUGACAUGGGACAGUACUCUCAUUCAACCUUCAUGGCGAUUCCACCGUAUCAUAGUGGUUCAGUCAACGGCCAGGAUAUGAGGUUCAAUCAAAACCAUCCAAUGGAGAAGUCGAAUUCUCAGAGCGUGUCGGAGUUUCUACAGAACGGGCGGUUGCAAGGGCUAGAGAUAAUUAGCAACAACAGCUCAAGGAUUGUCAAGUCUGAAGGACCUUCUCUUUCUGCUAGUGAGAGUAGCUCUGCGUAUUGA
Messenger RNA from Brassica oleracea var. oleracea, 555 nucleotides. Its product is annotated as transcription factor RF2b-like. The transcript is spliced from 3 exons. NCBI's taxonomy places the organism in Eukaryota, Viridiplantae, Streptophyta, Magnoliopsida, Brassicales, Brassicaceae. Bases 1 to 555 code for a protein of 184 amino acids. The record is from RefSeq and is a predicted model, not a curated record. Gene Ontology annotation, molecular function: DNA-binding transcription factor activity. Gene Ontology annotation, cellular component: nucleus.